AUGUCGGACUCAAAUCCUUUUACCCAAGGCCAGGACUCGCCUGCCCAAGGUCGCCGUAGGGCACCCACCAUCACCAUAGACACAUCAGCAGUGCGUAGACCCUCGCUUCGCCAGGACAUAGCUAUGGACACUCUUUCUGACAACAGCUUUGCUGUGCAGGGCAACGAUCAACCCUCAACAGGGCUGCACCCCUACCAAACUUCGCCCACCGAACUGCGCCCAUCCAAUUCCUUUGAUAACGAGAACAGUCGACCAACCUCUCCUCACAAUGUCUCAUCACCAACCUUCAACAACCCUCAGAACUUCCUCUCAGUCCCUCCUGCACGCUCACGUGCCGGUUCCUUCGACACUCUUGGUGCCGAGUCAACAUCGACCGGAACAUACGUCAACUCGUCACCGGAGCACGGCAUGCCCAAGGCUUUUGGCCCACAAGACAGUCAUGGCGGUCCCGAAGUCCUCAGCGCAACCGAAGCAUUACAUCCCGACCCUGGUACCGAGGGCGACUUCACACGAGAGAACAACCCUUUCGCUUUCACCCCUGGCCAGAUGGGCAAGAUGUUCAACCCCAAGAGUCUGGGUGCAUUCCAUGCCCUAGGAGGUCUUUCGGGUAUUGAAAAGGGUCUCAGAUCUGAUCGCAAGACUGGUCUGAGCUUGGAGGAACAACACCUUGAUGGUCAGAUUUCCUUUGAAGAGGCAACUGACCACGAGAACCCCAACGCACAACAUGUCUCGAAUGGCGGCAACAGCACUGCUUCUGCCAGCGGCCCCUUCUCUGACCGUGUGCGCAUCUUUGGCGACAAUCGACUCCCCGAGAAGAAGGCAAAACCGCUAUGGCGUCUUGCUUGGGAAGCCUACAAAGACAAAAUCCUCCUUUUGCUUACUGGUGCUGCUGUUAUCUCGCUCGCCCUUGGUCUAUACCAAACCUUCGGCACCCCUGCAAAGCCUGGAGAACCCCACGUCGAAUGGGUGGAAGGUGUCGCCAUUGUCGUGGCUAUCGUCAUUGUCGUCGGAGUUGGCGCUCUCAACGACUGGCAGAAAGAGCGACAAUUCGUGAAACUCAACAAGAAGAAGGACAACCGCGUCGUCAAGGUUAUACGCUCUGGAAAGACCCUGGAAAUCUCCGUUCACGACGUCCUAGCUGGUGACGUUCUGCUACUUGAACCUGGUGACAUGGUCCCGGUCGAUGGUGUUCUCAUUGAAGGUCACGGCAUCAAGUGCGAUGAAUCUUCCGCAACUGGUGAAUCUGACAUCAUCAAGAAGACUGCUUCUGAGGAGGUCUGGCGUGCCAUGGAGGCUCAUGAGCCACUUAAGAAAAUGGAUCCUUUCAUUCUGUCCGGCGCGAAGGUCACCGAGGGUGUGGGCAAAUUCCUUGUUGUCGCUACCGGUGUCAACUCGAGCUACGGCAAGACCAUGAUGUCCCUUCGCGAGGACAGCGAAGUCACUCCGUUGCAGUCAAAGCUGAACACCUUGGCUGAAUACAUUGCAAAACUUGGUGGAGCUGCUGCAUUGCUGCUGUUCGUCGUACUCUUCAUCAAGUUCUGUGCAAAGCUCCCUGGAGACAAUAGGAGUCCCUCCGACAAAGCACAAAACUUCCUCAACAUUUUGAUCGUUGCUGUCACCAUCGUUGUCGUUGCAGUACCUGAAGGUCUGCCCCUAGCUGUCACGCUCGCCCUAGCUUUCGCUACUAAGCGCAUGACCAAAGACAACAACCUUGUCCGUGUGCUUAGAUCUUGUGAGACUAUGGGAAAUGCGACCACAGUUUGCUCUGACAAGACUGGAACUCUCACACAGAACGUCAUGACCGUCGUAGCUGGAUCUGUUGGAACAACAUCACGCUUCAGCAGCAAGGCUAGCAAGGACCAAGACGCUCAAGGAGUUAAUGUCGAUAGCGUGGACACUAACGAAUUUGUUGGCGCUCUGGGUGAUAAUGUCAAGACUCUCAUGAAGGACUCGAUUGCGUUGAACUCUACUGCCUUUGAAGGUGAAGAGAACGGUAAGCCCACUUUCAUCGGCUCGAAGACAGAGACGGCUCUUUUGUCUUUCGCUCGCGACUUCCUGGGCAUGGGCUCCAUUAGCACCGAGCGCUCAAACGCCGAGCUCGUUCAAUUCAUGCCCUUCGAUUCCGGCCGCAAAUGCAUGGGUGUCGUUCAGAAGAUUGGCAACAAAUACAGACUUUAUGUCAAGGGUGCUUCGGAGAUCAUGCUGAGACAUGCUACGAUGAUCAUCAGAGACCCUAGCAAAGGUACUGAUGGUGUAUCCAUCUCCAACGACAACGUUGCAACCCUCAACAAGCUCAUCGAGACUUACGCAUCCAACUCUCUCCGUACUAUCGGCUUCCUCUACCGCGAUUUUGAACAGUGGCCUCCUAAGAAUGCCCGCAGAUCCGAAGACGACAAGACACAAGCCAUCUUUGAAGACGUUCUGAAAGACAUGACCUUCCUCGGUGUCAUUGGUAUCCAGGAUCCUCUGCGUGCUGGUGUUACAGAUGCUGUCAUGGACUGCCUUACUGCUGGCGUCUUCCCUCGUAUGGUUACUGGAGACAACAUCAUGACCGCAAAGGCCAUCGCCACCGAGUGCGGUAUCUUCACUCCUGGAGGUGUCGCUCUCGAAGGACCUGUCUUCAGAAAGAUGUCCAAGCAAGAGCAACUGGCCGUCAUUCCUAAGCUCCAGGUCUUGGCAAGAUCUUCUCCUGACGACAAGCGCGUUUUGGUGAAGCGUCUAAAAGAGAUGGGUGAGACUGUUGCCGUCACUGGUGAUGGUACCAAUGAUGCUCCUGCUCUCAAAGCUGCUGAUGUCGGUUUCUCCAUGGGUAUUGCCGGUACCGAGGUCGCGAAAGAGGCCUCGGACAUCAUUCUCAUGGACGACAACUUUGCAUCCAUCAUCAAGGCUCUCAUGUGGGGUCGUGCUGUCAACGACGCUGUUCAGAAGUUCUUGCAGUUCCAGAUCACUGUCAACAUUACAGCUGUAUUGUUGGCCUUUGUGUCAGCUGUGGCCAGUGACGAUGAAGAAUCUGUCCUCACUGCAGUUCAGCUUCUCUGGGUCAACCUCAUCAUGGAUACAUUCGCUGCCCUGGCUCUUGCUACUGAUCCUCCUACUCGUAACAUCAUCGACCGCAAGCCCGCUCCCAAGUCCGCGCCACUCAUUACAGUGAACAUGUGGAAGAUGAUCAUUGGUCAAGCCAUUUACCAGCUCAUCAUUACUUACGUUCUGUACUUCGGUCAGAAGCGGGGUGGCAAUAGUUUGCUGAGCUACGCCAACGACAAGGAACGUGAACGACUCAACGCAAUGGUCUUCAACUGCUUCGUCUGGAUGCAAGUCUUCAACAUGUUCAACAACAGACGCCUUGACAACAAGUUCAACAUCUUCGAAGGUGUUCAACGAAACAGCUUCUUCAUCUGUAUUGCGCUUAUUAUGAUCGGCGGACAGGUGAUGAUCAUGUUCGUUGGUGGUCGUGCCUUCAGCGUUGAGAGACUUACAGGAGAACAAUGGGCUUACUCAGUCGGCCUUGGUGCCAUUUCCAUUCCAGUUGGUGUCAUCAUCCGUCUGAUUCCCGACGAGCUUGUUGCACGCCUGGUACCGUCUUGGCUCAAGCGCAAGGCUGCGCCUAAGCUUGUCGUAGAAGACGAGGAGCGACCAUUCGAGUACAGCCAAGCUCUCCUUGACAUCCGUGAUGAACUCGCAUUCAUCAAGAGAAUCAAGGGCGGUCGUCUCAACCAAAUCAAGUUCACCCUCAAGCAUCCUCGUGAAGCUCUUCUUCAUUCUCGCUCGGCAUCCAGAUCGCGUAGUAGCAUGUCUCUGCCGCAAACACCCAACGGCGAACAUAGCGAGGGAGAAGCUCAAUCGCUUGCACCUCCUACACCAGACUCUCGCCGUCGCUCGCGUGGACGCUCAAGAUCCAACUCAGCGUUCGCCGGCGCUGCCAUGGCUGGUAUUGUCGCGGGCAGCAUUGGUGCAGCAUGGUCUCCGAUAGAACGUGGUCCUGGUGAUGCCGACAGCAUGAAGUUUUCGCGUGCCAGAUCGCGAAGCGACUUGAGCCGUGAGAGUGGGCUCGAUAUCCACCCUGAUACCAAGUCCCAGGACCCUGUGGUAGUUCAGCAGCAGAUGGAUGGUCAUCACCCACCAAGUCAGUCCAAUGACACGACUCCUGCCUUUGGAUCGGGACCCUUUGCAGGUCACCCUGAUUUCAAGGUUGAUGGCAGCACCAAGCAGUAG
Aureobasidium musti is the source of this 4212-nucleotide messenger RNA. The record is from the annotation of a GenBank genome assembly. NCBI's taxonomy places the organism in Eukaryota, Fungi, Ascomycota, Dothideomycetes, Dothideales, Saccotheciaceae.